UUAUUAUCGCGCCCUCACACUUCUCGUUCUCCUACAAUACAAGUUACAACAUCAUCAAAACGCAAACCCUAUUCUGAGGAAUAAAAACCAGAUUACAUUGUAAGACAUUUUAGUUAGAUGCAAUGGCGAGUGGGUGGGUGAAGUCAUGGCAGUGCAAGUCAAGAGCUUUCGAAGACGUGUACCACCCACACCCCAAAAUCCUCAGUGCCAGCUGCAGAAAAGGCGUCGAGAACAUCAAAGACAUGAUCGACAUACCCAAGCCCAGGCCCAGACCCAAGCCCAAGCCCAAGUCCAAGCCCAAGCCCAAGCCACCCUUGGAGAAACAUCCAAGCUCCAAAUACCCAUCGUCAAGAACCAAACCAGAAAUCGAAACACGAACCCCCAUGAGACGCUCCCGAAGCAGCACAACGACAACGACAACGACAACCUCGUCCCGUGGCAUCAUCGAACUUUCCGAGGGCCACCCUUCGCGGAACGUCGUGGAGAUUAUCUUCCACACCAGUUGGGGGCCCAAGCCGUUCCCGGGCCGGGUCGAGCUCAUUUUCAAGGUCCAGAACGGGCCCAGGACCGUGUCGCGGUUCGAGGAGUUUCGCGAGGCGGUGAAGGGACGCGCCGCCGCGGGGCUCGCCGAGGGGAACGACUGGGAGGAGAACGCGCGGUGCAUCGCCGACGGGAACGAGGUAAUGCGGUUCCACUGCCUGGGCCCCGUCGAGGACGGCGCUUCCUACGACGGUGCUGGCUGUGCAUGGUCGUUUCCGGAUCGGAAGGGGGCGGCGAUCUGCACGUUUUCCGGCAGCGGCGGCGCGCACGAGACCGCCGGCGGAGGCAGGGGCAGAAAGGCUAUGCUGGUUUGUCGGGUCGUAGCGGGUCGGGUUUCUAAGCAACUCGGGUUUUUGGACUCGUUGUUGGACAAGCGAGUGGGGUUCGACUCGGUGAGUGGGGAUAACGGCGAGUUGUUAGUGUUUGACUCGCGUGCGGUAUUGCCCUGCUUUCUUAUUAUUUACAGGUUGUAAAAAAUGAAAACGAAAAUUAUUUACCUUAUUUCUUCUUUCUUAAAAAAAAAAAAAAAUUGGAGAUGUAUGUAUCUAUUUUGAGUGAUGAGAUCAUAGAAUACUACUAGGAUCAGCGUGCAUUUAUCGACCCAAUUUUUUUCUGUUAUGGAUAAUACUUGAACUUGAUUUUUGUAAUUAUGAGGAAAUUGGGUUGAUAAAUGCUCGCUUGAAAUUUAAAUGUUUCAAUUGGUUACAUGGUGGGUUGCCUCCAUAUUUUGUGAGAGGGGAUAAUGAUAUUGAGUGUGAAUCCAAAUGGUUUAUGCGUUGUGUUUUAA
This is a messenger RNA of Cajanus cajan (pigeon pea), 1327 nucleotides long. RefSeq lists its product as uncharacterized. NCBI's taxonomy places the organism in Eukaryota, Viridiplantae, Streptophyta, Magnoliopsida, Fabales, Fabaceae. The record is from RefSeq and is a predicted model, not a curated record.